GCUUGUUAUCGGCGCUGCACGUGUGGUUUAGCACAAUGUUUUCUUUUUUAAAUAAAUAUUAAUAUUACCUUAUUAAUAAUAUAAUUAAAGGAAUCAUGGGCAAGAAAGUGCAUAAUGCCAAGGCGCGGCAGAAUCCACAGACCAUUGUGGACAACUCGGCUGUCAAGAAGAUUCAAAUCGAUGUGGAUGCAGUGGCUGGCGUCAGCAAGGCAGGCUACGAUGAAGCCAACGCUCUGGUGUUGCCCUCCGAGAAGCGAGCCACCAAGAUCAAGGUUGACAAGGUGCAGCACGUGAAGAUUCUCACCAAAAAGCAGCGCAAGCACCUACAAGCGAUUGUGGACAAGAAAAAGAAGAAGGAGGGGCGCGCCCAACUCUUGGGGGAUCUGGCAGCCGUGCAAAUCCCGGAGGCGGAGUUGCAACAGUACACAUCCAUCAGCCAGGUGCAAACGGUGGGCCUGAAACGCCUGCCUACCCUGGAUGAAUAUCUAGCUAAAAAGAAGGAGAGACAGGCACAAGUGCUUGCCGAAAAGUCUUCGGGAUCGGGUCCCCGUGUGAAUGCUAUUAAGGGUUCCAAGCGCAGGCUACUCGCCGAAGAGGAGGAGGAACUGGAGGCUAAGCGCAAGAAUCCGAAUGUGGUUAGCUUAGAGGAUGACUACGAGGACACCUCUGAUGACGAGGAUGAUGAAGAAUCAUCUACGCCUGCUCUGCCUGCUGCCAUACCCACUCCAGUGGCUGCUCUUCCACCAAAAGUCGAAGUUAAACCGCCCAAAAUAACACCCAAACCAGAAUCUGCCCCACCUGCCUGCAUUCAUCAGACCGUCUACGUGCCCGUACAUCGUUCCACUGAAGUGCAGGAAGCCCGUCUUCGUCUGCCUAUCCUUGCGGAGGAGCAGCAGGUUAUGGAAACCAUUAAUGAAAAUCCUAUUGUGAUCAUCGCGGGCGAGACGGGGUCUGGAAAGACCACUCAGUUGCCGCAGUUCUUAUAUGAGGCUGGCUACGCCCAGCAUAAGAUGAUCGGUGUGACGGAACCGCGUCGAGUGGCUGCCAUAGCCAUGUCCAAGCGAGUGGCCCACGAAAUGAACCUACCGGAGAGCGAGGUUUCCUAUCUCAUUCGCUUUGAGGGAAACGUUACUCCGGCGACUAAAAUCAAGUUCAUGACCGAUGGUGUGCUGCUUAAGGAAAUCGAAACUGACUUCUUGCUUAGCAAGUACUCAGUGAUCAUCCUGGACGAGGCUCAUGAGCGUAGUGUUUAUACAGACAUACUGGUGGGCCUGCUCUCGAGGAUCGUUCCAUUGCGUCACAAACGGGGCCAGCCGCUAAAGCUGAUCAUCAUGUCCGCAACGUUACGAGUAACCGAUUUUACGGAGAAUACACGACUGUUUAAGAUUCCACCACCGUUACUGAAAGUCGAGGCUCGGCAGUUUCCGGUGACCAUUCACUUCCAGAAGCGAACACCAGAUGACUAUGUGGCGGAGGCAUAUCGCAAGACCUUAAAGAUUCACAAUCAGCUACCGGAAGGCGGCAUCUUGAUCUUCGUCACGGGACAGCAGGAGGUCAAUAAGCUGGUGCGCAUGCUUCGACGCUCGUUUCCAUAUAAGCCGCCAGCCAAGGAUGUGCCGCAAAGUGCUGAAGUGACUUCGGUAAAAACCACAGAGGAAGUAAAAGAUGAUGCGAGUGAGAAUGUAGAGGAUCCAAAGGAGCUAGAGUUUGACAUGAAACGGGUUAUUAGAAAUAUAAAGAAGUCAAAAAAGAAGUUCCUGGCCCAAAUCGCUUUACCUAAAAUCAACCUGGACGACUACAAGCUUCCUGGUGAUGAUACGGAAGCGGACAUGCACGAACAGCAGGAUGAGAAUGAAGGAGAGGAUGGAUUAGACGAAGAUCUUGAUGAUGACGAAGAACUAGGUCUAGAUGAGGAAUCGGGAAUGGGCUCCGGCCAGAAGCAACCACUCUGGGUAUUGCCCCUCUACUCGCUGCUCUCCUCUGAAAAGCAGAACCGCAUCUUCCAGCCUGUUCCAGAGGGCUGUCGGCUGUGUGUGGUCAGCACCAAUGUUGCGGAGACCUCGCUUACCAUUCCGCACAUCAAGUAUGUGGUAGACUGCGGUCGCCAGAAGACUCGUCUCUAUGACAAACUGACUGGGGUGAGUGCAUUUGUGGUAACCUACACAUCUAAGGCUUCCGCGGAUCAGCGCGCUGGACGAGCGGGUCGUAUCAGCGCCGGCCAUUGCUAUCGUCUCUACUCAAGUGCCGUGUACAACGACUGUUUCGAGGACUUUUCCCAGCCGGAUAUCCAAAAGAAGCCAGUCGAGGAUCUAAUGUUGCAGAUGCGCUGCAUGGGCAUCGAUCGCGUGGUGCACUUUCCCUUUCCCUCACCACCGGAUCAGGUGCAGUUGCAGGCAGCCGAACGCCGGUUGACUGUGCUAGGUGCCCUAGAGGCUACCAAGUCGGAGAAGACGGAUUUGCCACCAGUUGUCACUCGUUUGGGCCAUGUUAUCUCCCGUUUCCCCGUGGCGCCGCGCUUUGGCAAGAUGCUAGCCUUGUCCCAUCAGCAGAACCUGCUGCCUUACACAGUCUGCUUAGUGGCCGCACUCUCAGUUCAGGAGGUUCUAAUAGAAACGGGUGUGCAAAGGGAUGACGAUGUUGCGCCCGACGCGAAUCGCUUCCACCGUAAACGCCAGAGCUGGGCAGCCAGCGGUAACUACCAGUUGCUCGGAGACCCAAUGGUCUUAUUACGCGCCGUCGGAGCUGCGGAAUAUGCCGGAUCGCAGGGAAGUUUAGCAGAGUUCUGUGCCACAAAUGGAUUGCGACAGAAAGCGGUCAGUGAAGUUCGAAAGUUGCGCGUCCAGUUGACCAACGAGAUAAACUUGAAUGUUAGCGACGUGGAGCUGGGCGUGGAUCCCGAACUGAAGCCUCCCACAGAUGCACAGGCGCGGUUCCUUCGACAAAUUCUACUGGCUGGCAUGGGCGACCGCGUGGCUAGGAAGGUUCCUCUGGCCGAUAUUGCUGACAAAGAGGAACGACGGCGGCUAAAGUACGCCUACCAUUGUGCCGACAUGGAAGAGCCAGCCUUCCUGCACGUCUCUUCUGUGUUGCGUCAAAAAACACCAGAGUGGGUAGUCUACCAGGAGGCAUACGAACUGCAGAACGGCGAUUCCACCAAGAUGUUCAUCCGCGGCAUCACCGCCAUCGAACCAGAGUGGCUGCUUCUCUAUGUUCCUUUGCUUUGCAACAUACGUGAGGUACGCGAAGAUCCCGCUCCCAGAUUCGAUAAGACUUCUGGCAAGAUCUACUGUCAUGUGGACGCCACGUUUAGUAAGUCAGGCUGGGAGCUGCCACUUGGCGAGGUUGAGAUGCCGCUCAGCGAGAAGUCUUGCUGUUACUUUGGCAUGUUUCUGCUAGAUGGUCAAGUUUGCUCUAGGUUAGCUGACUUCCGGGGAAAACUGAAGUCCACACCCGCCUCUGUAAUCAAAAGCUGGUCCAGCAUGAACGACAAGGUGCUUCGCUUCAAGCGAGCUCUCAUAUCCAAACAGAUCCACAACCGUCAGGCGCUGCUCGACCAGUGGAUAAGUGAUCCUCACUUCCUUUUGGAGGAGUACCAGAAUCUGCUGUACGACGUGGCCCUCAGCGAACUGACGCCUCUGUGGCCACCAGUUGACGGAAAAGCACCAGAAGGUCAAUCAAAAAGCUAGGUUUCAUUUAUUAUUUAUUUAAUUGACAUAUACUUACAUUUUUUUUUAUGUAUAAUUUGUUUUAAAUGAAACUAAAAUAAUGAAUGAGUGAGAGGUAUAAA
Molecule: messenger RNA, 3787 nt
Organism: Drosophila eugracilis
Lineage: Eukaryota; Metazoa; Arthropoda; Insecta; Diptera; Drosophilidae
Gene: kz
Product: probable ATP-dependent RNA helicase kurz
Exons: 5
Coding region: 96-3686 (1196 amino acids)
Biological process (GO): maturation of SSU-rRNA from tricistronic rRNA transcript (SSU-rRNA, 5.8S rRNA, LSU-rRNA)
Cellular component (GO): intracellular anatomical structure; nucleolus
Molecular function (GO): RNA binding; ATP binding
Source: RefSeq, a predicted model, not a curated record